Messenger RNA from Strongylocentrotus purpuratus (purple sea urchin), 1195 nucleotides. Its product is annotated as histone H1-delta-like. The transcript has a single exon. Gene Ontology annotation, cellular component: nucleus; nucleosome. The record is from RefSeq and is a predicted model, not a curated record. Gene Ontology annotation, biological process: negative regulation of DNA recombination; nucleosome assembly; chromosome condensation. Gene Ontology annotation, molecular function: double-stranded DNA binding; nucleosomal DNA binding; structural constituent of chromatin. Bases 112 to 669 code for a protein of 185 amino acids. Lineage: Eukaryota; Metazoa; Echinodermata; Echinoidea; Camarodonta; Strongylocentrotidae.
CUCAGCGUCCCUAUCUCAGAGCAUUUUUCGUUUGCCAUCAUAUCAGAGUCGUCUGCUCAUUCACAACACACCCCCUUCGUGUCAAGUUCACGUCUAACUCAAACAUAAACAAUGGCUGAUACUGAUGCUGCUCCUGCUGCUCCAGCUCCUUCUACCCCUAAGAAGGCAGCAAAGAAGAAGGCCAGCAAGCCUAAGACUCCAGCUUCUCAUCCUAAAUACAGCGACAUGAUCGCCAGUGCUCUUGAAAGUCUGAAGGAGAAGAAGGGGUCAUCUCGCCAGGCCAUUCUCAAGUACGUCAAAGCGAACUUCACAGUAGGAGACAACGCUAACGUUCACAUCAAGCAGGCCCUGAAACGUGGUGUCACCUCUGGACAAUUGAGACACGUGAAGGGAAGCGGUGCUUCAGGAAGCUUCCUCCUGGCUGAGAAAACCAAAACGCCGAAGAAGGCUGCCGCAAAGAAGGCCACACCCAAGAAGAAGCCAGCUGCUAAGAAAACCAAGAAGCCAGCAGCAAAGAAGGCAACAAAGAAGCCCGCCAAGAAGCCAGCCGCAAAGAAGAAGGUCGCCAAACCAGCAGCAAAGAAAGCAGCCAAACCUGUCGCAAAGAAAGCCACACCAAAGAAGAAGGUAGCGAAGAAGGCUGUCAAGGGAAAGGGAAAGAAGAAAUAAGCAUGUCCACAUAGGACAAAGACUUUGUAUAUUUUUGUGACUGUUGUUUGUCUGUGACACUUGGACUUAAACUCCCGAUAAACCCGCUUCAACUCAUCUCUGUCUUUAGUUUUCCCGCCAUUACAAAACCGUCUGCGAAUGUUUUCAACGUGGAGUCGGACGCUAGUGACUUUCGUGAAUCAACUUCAACCCCUGAUUCUUGUGAAAAUAUCUUCGGUAGAUCGAUCUAUCAUCACAUAGAAAAAAAAACUCACUUCAAAAUGUGUAUGAAUAAUAACUUGCCAUCUCAACUUUUCUGCACAUUCACAGGAUCCUUUUGCUUUUGGACUGAAAUAAUCAUUUGGACCGGCAGCUGAAAAGUUCAAUAUUUUGAGGAGUAGCAAGCUACGUCAAAAAGACUUUGUACAAAGACAAUUAUUUAUGUGAAAGAUCCAGCAGCCCAAAAAGAGACUAUUGAUUUUUAAAUCUAGUAUGUAAAUCAUGGAAUGUAAUAACUUUGUAAUAAAAAAAAGCAACUAGAAAUCUC